CAGAAAGCCACAGAGACCACCACUUUCCACCUCUGCGUUUCUACAGCUUUCCUUCUUUCUCCAUUCUUUGAACCAAGCCGAAGCACUUCUCGUAUUCAUUUUCUCCUUGUCGUUUGGUAUCUGUCUCCAUUGUUGGGUUCCCUUUGAAGAGGGUUAGCUAAGGAAUAAUCAGAGUGAACAAAACACUACCCGCCACUUCGCCGAAUCUCUUUUGACUUCCUUCCAAGCUGCAGCCACCAGGUUCGUGUUAAAAGAGAGGAUAAGCUCUCCUGGAUUAUCUCUCGCCCGCCCUUGUCCUUUCUUUUCACAUUUUUUGGGGAAAAUUGCAGAGGAAAAAAACGAGUUCAGUUCUCUUGGGGGUCUUUGAUUCCCUGCCAUGGAUAAAUGGCAUCCUUCAAUUUCCCUCCUUUUAGGUUCUCCCCAUAAAACUGCACGGAUUUCCUGGGGUAGGAAUUCGAGCUGUUGAACGGAGGUUUAGAGUCCAGUGCGAGAAAGAACAAGUAUGGCGACUUGAUGAAAAAGCUCCCUUCUUUCUCCCUUUCAUGUGCCAUUUUUGUUUGUGGAAAUGGAAGGGCAGCUCCAUUUGAAUCCCCUGAUUUGAAUUUCUUUGUUUCUUGUGUGUGUGAUUGGUUUCUUAAUUUGGGUUUGAAUCAUGUUAUGAUGGUGUUGGGAAGCUUCUGCUACUAGAAGCACAUGGAAAUUGUAGCCAUGAGUCUUGCAGCUGUUGUUCUGUGUCUUAGUUUAUAAUAUUUUCCCCAGCAAGAAUAGUCAAUUCUUGUCUGCUGGAGGGCAUCUGACCAGGAAUAGGAUUUGCUUUGCUUUCAUUUGAUUUGAUUUGGAUUCUAUUGAUUGCACCUGGUCCAUGUCUCUUCUAGAAGACAGUUGACAAUUUUGGUUUCCUGUUAGGUCAUUCAUUAGCUCAUAGGCUUUCCCUUAUGCUUAUACCUACCUGGUCCUUUUCUCUCUAAUGUCAAAAACAGGUUGAAACUUGAUACACUAGGUCUUGAGAAAGAUUCAAGAGUUUCUCAGUCAUUACACAAUGUUCCGUCGGAAGGCUAUUAUUACUCACCAGGAACCUGAGAAUGAUUCUCAGCAACAAGAGGCCAAGAUUAACGAACUCAAGGCUGCCAUAGGUCCUUUAUGUGGCCAGAGCUUGAAGUAUUGCAGCGACGCGUGCCUCAGAAGGUACCUGGUAGCACGAAAUUGGAAUGUGGAGAAAGCCAAGAAGAUGCUGCAAGAAACCCUCGAGUGGAGGUCGAGCUAUAACCCCGAAGAAAUCCGUUGGCCUGAGGUUGCACAUGAAGGCGAGACUGGGAAAAUAUACAGAGCCAGUUUCUGUGACAGACAAGGAAGGCCUGUUCUUAUUCUCAGGCCUGGAAUGCAGAACACGAAAUCAUUCGACAACCAAAUCCGCCAUCUGGUGUACAUGCUCGAGAAUGCUGUGAUCAACCUACCAGAGGGUCAAGAACAGAUGACUAUCCUCAUCGAUUUCACAGGUUGGUCGAUCACCAACAAUGUGCCCAUCAAGACAGCACAUGAGACCGCCUCGAUUCUGCAGAACCACUACCCGGAGAGGCUAGCUGUCGCGCUUCUCUACAACCCUCCUAGGAUCUUUGAAGCGUUCUGGAAGGUCGUGAAGUACUUUUUGGAUCCCAUGACGUCUCAGAAGGUGAAGUUUGUGUACCCGAAGCGGAACAAAGAGAGCGUCGAGGUAAUGAGGUUGCACUUUGAUGAUCAGAACUUGCCCGCUGUCUUCGGAGGGCAAGGUGACCUGCAGUAUGACCAUGCCGAGUUUUCGAAGAUGAUGAUUCUGGAUGAUGUGAAGACUGCUUCUUUCUGGGGGCUUGAUGCUGCCAAGUUGAAUGUUAUUGAAUUAGGUCCUACUUAGUCUUGUGUGUGAGAUUUAUGGGGGAAAUUGCAUGCUAGCUAUUAGCUAAGCUAAGCAGCUCUUCUCUGUAUGAGUUUAUAGCUCAUCUCUGUAUGAGUUUAUAUAUUUUGUGGUUGUUAUCUCACCACUGGAAAGACUGAUUUCAAAUCAGCUUAAUUUCUUGCUAGUUUAGAAGAGAAGAAGGGUGUCCCCUCUCUUUGAGCUAUUAAAUUUAUCUUUUCUCACUUGCUGUUUGUGUGAUCUAAUUAUAAAGUAACGAUUUAAUCGGCUAAAUUCGACUCAAACCGAUCU
Molecule: messenger RNA, 2179 nt
Organism: Linum tenue
Lineage: Eukaryota; Viridiplantae; Streptophyta; Magnoliopsida; Malpighiales; Linaceae
Source: the annotation of a GenBank genome assembly